AAAAGAAAAAAUGUGCGCUGACUCGUGAUUAUAAUUCCCGCCAAUAUAAACAAAUUGAUAAACAUAUGUGGAUGGUUGAGGUUAAGUCUGAAAUCCAAUGGUACCUUUAUUUUAUUCAUUUAUUCGUUAUCUUGCUUUUGUAAUGCAGCUGGAAUUUCCUGCUUAAAAGGAUACCAUAAAAAUGUCUGAAUGGAAGACUAUGGAAGAUAUAGAAAGAGAUCUCUUCGAAUAUUCACAAUUAGAAUACCCAGGUAGUUCUCUCACUAUUGCACCGCCUAAAUCAAUUGCUGAAUAUAGAGCAAGAACCACGACAUCUCGAAAUCCAGGAAUAUUUGAUGAUCGUCCUGAGAGAAGGGAAAUUUUCAUUAGUGGACGUGGUAAACACCAUCCUGGUACUAUCAUCAUACCAGGACAACCAGUUGUUUCAUACCCAGAGGAAGAUAUGGAUCUCAGGAGAAAAAUUAGAGAGGUUUCAGGCUUGGGGUAUGGUAAUGAGCUUACAGAAAGUUUGUGCAGGCAAGAAGUCUCUUCAGAUGAAGAGGAAAGCAAUACUGGAUUUGUUCUACCAAAUCUCAAGUUACGUCCUUCUAAACCCAAUACAAUCCAAAAAAAACAAUGUUUUUCUCCCAGGAAAAGUCCAAAACUAGAAGCAGCCGAGAGCAAAAAAAAUUAUAUGAAAAAAGAAUUGAAUGAAAUGAAAGGUCUAACUGCAGCACAGAAGAUUGAGAAAAAUGAACAUGAAACAAGUGAAAAUGUUGAGGAAAAUAGUGAAUUUCCAGCCGAAAGGGCUCGUACUUCAGAAGUUCUUCCAAGAGGAAUGUUUGAUGAGGAAGAUGUGCCUGGAAUUUUGAUAAGUAGGAAAGAUAUUCCUGCAAACUCUGUUAACGAGGAUGUCUUACCAACAGAUACUGAGAGAUUUCAGGAGGAAGCAUCAAAUUAUGACAAUGUUGACCACAUGAUCAAUGAAGAUAAACCAAUAUCAGGAGGAAACACAAGCUCAAGUAGUCAAAAUAUCAAAGAAAAUAAAAAAGAACAGAAGAAGAAAAAAAUGAAAUUUAAGCCAUUCAAUAGGAAUUCUAAUUCUCAGUCUUCAAACCAACCUUGGAUACCAAACUUCGCUGCAAAAUUUAAAGAUGAUAAUGAGUUUCCACCCUUAUGACAGUUUUUAUUGUUGUUAAUUGUUUUAUUGAAUUUUCAAAAUAAUAUCCUGUGAAAAUGAUAUGUAACUCCAACUUUCCACUAUACUGUAGUUUAUUGAAACAUUGAAAGAUGAUAACAAUCAGAAUUUGAAUAAUUUUCUGUGCAAUAAGAUCGUUUAUCACUAGUUAUUUUGUAAAAUAUCAAAUCAUAUUUUUUAAUAAUAUUUUUAUAACUAGUUACACAAUUUUUAUUUUGUGACAUAUCAAAUCAUAUUUUAUAAUAAUAUCUUUUAUAACUAGUUAAACAAUUUUUAUUUUGUAAAAUAUCAAAUCGAAUUUUAUAAUAAAGAAUUGUGUUCAUAUGAAAA
Molecule: messenger RNA, 1507 nt
Organism: Harmonia axyridis
Lineage: Eukaryota; Metazoa; Arthropoda; Insecta; Coleoptera; Coccinellidae
Exons: 5
Coding region: 182-1159 (325 amino acids)
Source: RefSeq, a predicted model, not a curated record